CGGAUGACGUAUGCGGAAGUUUAAAAAAACAAUAACAACUGAGCUUCUGGGGAAACAGAAACCGAACCUAAAUAAUGAUGACAGAAUUGGGAUAUUAUUGCAUUUAAAUGAAGAUGCAUUGCUCCGUAACUGACAAGUGUGUUCAGCAUGUUCAGCAACUGUGUCCCAAAAACAAUGAUGAGGAAUCCUGUGAGGAGGAGAUGGAUACAUCUGAGCCUAACUGGCAUUGGUUUUACUUGGCUGAAUGUGGAGUGUGGCAUAUGUUUGAGAUUGAUCCCAGUGCAGGAUGUUCGGUGACCAGCGAACAGAUUGAAACAAACUACAACAGGAAUCAGCAUGGGUCCAUGGAUUUCUAUACACCUAAAUAUAGUUACAGAUUAGAUUUUUCAGUUAUGAAGCAAAUCAACGUCACGACUGGAAAACAGAGACCGAUAAAAAGGGCUCUACAUUCUGCCACUGGAUUUAGAUUUAUCUGUGAUAACCUGGCUCUGCCAGUCCCUUGUCACUGGGAGAGAGUUAACACAGAUGAGCCAUAUCAGCUCAUCCCUCUAUGCAGAGACACAUUUGAAUACAAAGAGGUGGCCAGGCUGUAUGAGAGGACCAUGUCUCAACCUAUAAAAUCCAUUCAGAGGAUACAGAACCUGGACCUGUGGGAGUUUUUCUGCAGGAAAAAGGCCCAGCUGAGAAAGAUAAAACGUAUUAAUGACAUCGAUGAGAGGAUGCUCUUUCAUGGGACAGGUCACAGUAACAUCCAGGCUAUUUGUACAUACAACUUUGACUGGCGACUUACAGGAAGUCAUGGUGACGUCUAUGGAAAAGGAAGCUAUUUUGCUCGUGAUGCCAAGUACUCCAGCAAGUUCUGCCACUCCACCAGCAAACAUAACUUCACACUGCAGAGACACGGCCUGGCACCGCCCAUAUUCCAGACUGACCCACCAUAUAAGUGCAUGUUCCUGGCACGGGUGUUAGUAGGGGAAUACACAGUAGGUCACCCACACUUCUGUCGCCCGCCUUCGAAAGACCUGAGCAUCGCCAACUUCUUUGACAGCUGUGUGGACGAUAUGGUCAACCCGAAGAUCUUUGUAAUAUUUGACAGCAAUCAGAUCUAUCCUGAGUACCUUAUCGAAUUCUACUGAUGAAGAGGCAGAGGACAAAUUGGACUAGUCAUUUUAAUGAAGAAACAGGAAUGGUUGCUUUAAAGAAAACAGCAAAGCCCUAGUAUGAAGAGCCAUGACUUGUCUGUGUCAGUGCCAAAGUUGAAGUGUGUACAUGAUGACAAUGACAUAGGACAGGAAACGUGGGCUUCAAAUGCAUACUAGGGUGUCCCAGCUCCAGUUCUGGAGGCUAGAGUCAAGCACAUUUAUCCCUUAUUCAGAAUAGUUAUAUAUUCAAGUUUUUUUUAGGGGGGGUGGAUUUCUCCCCAUUUCCUUCAGUUUGGCCUGGCCAGUUGCCACCCAAUAGAUAACUCUCACCUAUCACAAGGCUCAUCAGCUACCCGCCAAUAUGUGUGGGGCAAAUGUGCUUCAUUUUAAGCCAGCCUCCUCAUGUUAAUGCUGCUCAUGCUGUGUCUCAGAGCAGCAUAACACACUCGGAGGAAAGCAUCGUCAUCACUCUUCUGCAGACAUGACCUCAUAGCUACCCGUGAUUGGCUAGAGUCUCUGUGAUUGACAAGGAGAGAGGUUAUGCCAUCCCUCCCACUCAGCAAGCAUGGCAAGCAUGGAUGAUUGUUUGGGAUUAGAACCCAUAUUCCCAAAUGACAGGGCACACACUUUUCAGUUGCACCUCUCGGGACGCAUUUACAUUUACCACAUUUGACAGACACUUAUCCAGAUUGACAGAAAUGCUCUGUGGUGCCCACUGAAAAUACACUUAUAUACAUUGAGUAGAUGUCUGAGCAGGGACAUAAGCAGACUGUACUGUACUGUAUGCCUCCACUUGUGCACCUUUGACAUGUAAAUCAUAUUCUAUCCAUGCUCUUAUUAGGGCUGCACAAUAAUGGCUUAAAAGAUCAUUGCAGUUAUUUUGCUCAAUACUGAAAUCAGAAUGGUCACUAUAAGUAUGUGGAUACCUGACCAUCACAUCUAUAUGUGGUCCUUCCUCAAACUGGUGCUAUAACUGGUACAAUAAGAUUUCCUGUGCACAUGAAGAGAUGAUUUGCCAAAGUUAAUAGGGAAAAACUUUAGUGCUUAGGAUGAACUCUAAUGGCAAUUAAAUACCAGGAUCCCUCACCUGACAUUAAUACUUGAACCUCACUAAAGCUCUUGUGACUAAAAGGGCACAAAUCCCCACAGUCACAUUCCAGAAUAUACUGUAGUGUGAAGCCUGACCAGAAGAGUGAAGUUUAUGAUAACAGCAAAUGGGGAACAAAUACUGAGUUGGGAUUUUCAGCAGUCACAUAUGGGUCUGAUGGUUAGGUGUCAACAUAAUUUUGGCAAUACAGUGUAUAUAAUUAUAGUGCCCUCAUACAAUUGGCUAUUAUAUUAUAUUAUAUUAUAUUAUAUUAUAUUAUAUUAUAUUAUAUUAUAUUAUAUUAUAUUAUAUUAUAUUAUACUAUUUGUAUGAUGGUCUGGGAAAACCUAGCAGAGCUCACUGUGGCUGAAUUCUGGAUUUGUCCAAAUUAUUUAUUUAUUUGUUUGUUUGUUUGCUUAUUUAUUUAAUAUUUUAUUAGUUCUAGAUUAUAAGUAUUUAAUUAAUAUACAUAUCACAUUAGAGUGCAGCCAAAUAGCUGUUUUAGAUGCCAAAAUUGUGACCAUUAUAUAAAUGAUUAUUGUGCAACUCUUUUUUCCAUAUAAUUUCAUGUCAUUUGUUUUUUUUUUUUACCUACCUCACCAUAAUUCUACCUCAUACCAUGCAAUUCUGCACAUAUCUCAUUAAAAAAAGAAUACCACAGUACAUUUUCACUAUAGUGCUUUUACAAAUUGCCUGGUCAAUGUACAUCAUAAAAACCAUGAAACCAUGGUUGACUUUUUUCAAUGUUGAUCUGCUGCUCAAGCAUGUUUGUUCUGACCAGCAUGGGAGAGCAAACAAACAAUGCAUCUAUUCAAUUUUAGAUUUUUUUUACCCCACUUUUCCCAUUGCAUCUCUAAUAUACUGUAUUUCAGUGAUGUUAACUGUGUACAGUUUCUACACUAUAUGGCCAAAGUUUGUUGAUACAUUGACCAUUGCACCCAUAUAGUCUGUGGAAGCAUGCAGUUGUUUACACUGCAUUCGUUUUCCUUCACUUGAACUAAGAGGCCCAGCUCUGUUUCUGCACAACAGUUUCUGACCUCACAUCAGUGCCUGAUCUCACUAAUGCUUUUGUGGAUGUAUGGGCAAAUUCCCACAGCCACGGACCUGGAGAGCCUUCCUGAAAAUGUGGAGGUUAUUAUAACAGCAAGACACUUCUAAAUCUGAAGUUUUAUUAUCCAGCAAGCAUAAGAGUGUGUUGGCCUGGUGUCGUUAAACAUUUGGUCAUAUAUUGUACUUAUCUAAUGUCAGCUAAAUCAAAAAGCAUUGACAGAUGUUUCUGUAAAGUAAUGAAACUGACAGAAAGCAAAGGCACCUUUCAAUCAAAGGAAAUUGUUAUGAAAGCACUGACCAAAACACUAAAUAAAUAAUUGUAUUACAUAACUGAGGUUAGGAUUGGGAGAACAGCAGGAUGCGAUGAGGCGUCAGUUCAAAUCUGGAAUCGUUUCAGAUUUAUUUCUCACUGGCUCAUCUGAUACUUUAUUGUUUAAGUCCACUCUUCCAACCAGCGUAAAUGGAUUUCUACACAAACUGUGUGAAGGUCUGCAGAUAUGUUUCCCAAUUUUGCUACUAAAAUCAUCAUGUAAUGCACAUUUUAGUGUUUCCCAUCAGAUUUAAUGCAUGAAAAACAUGUUGGUCUGUUGAGCUGAGUCAUGUGUAUUAGAGCAGAGAAACACGUUACAUGAAAUGUAGUAAAACACUGCAGUAAAGAGUCCAGUUGACCAGAA
Molecule: messenger RNA, 3953 nt
Organism: Tachysurus vachellii
Lineage: Eukaryota; Metazoa; Chordata; Actinopteri; Siluriformes; Bagridae
Product: protein mono-ADP-ribosyltransferase PARP11-like
Exons: 8
Coding region: 108-1136 (342 amino acids)
Molecular function (GO): NAD+ poly-ADP-ribosyltransferase activity
Source: RefSeq, a predicted model, not a curated record